GAGCUAGCCCAUAUAGCGGCCCACAAUAAGCCAUUAACGCUGCAAUUGAUACGAUCAUCCAUUACUGCAACUUCCUCCACCCCUCCCUAUGCAAUUAUCUUCUCCAACUUCAAUUCCACGACUCAAACCUCAAGUUAGCCGUCUGCCCAUGGCUUCCCUUUCCAAACAAGAUAAGCAAGGUUCCUCUGUUAAGAAUGUUGCUGUAAUUGGAGCUGGUGUUAGUGGGCUAUCUGCAGCAUAUAAGUUGAAAUUGCAAGGGUUAAACGUCACAGUCUUCGAAGCUGAUGGGAGAGUUGGAGGAAAGUUAAGAAGCAUUUCUCGUGAUGGUUUGAUAUGGGAUGAAGGCGCAAACACUAUGACUGAAAGUGAGGCACCUGUUGGGUUUUUGCUUGACAAUCUUGGACUUAGAGAUAAGCAACAAUUUCCACUUUCACAACAUAAACGUUAUAUAGCUAAAAACGGAGUGCCGGUACUGUUACCAUCAAAUCCUGUUGCGCUUAUCAGAAGUAAUUUUCUUUCGGCAGGGUCAAAGCUUCAAAUAUUUUUGGAGCCAUUUUUGUGGAAAAAUAAUAAUGCAUCCAAGGGGCCUGAUGAAAAAGAAAGCGUUGGUGUUUUCUUCCAGCGACAUUUUGGAAAAGAGGUUGUUGACUAUCUUAUUGAUCCUUUUGUUGCUGGAACUAGCGGUGGAGAUCCUGAGUCUCUAUCAAUGCAACAUGUAUUUCCAGAUAUAUGGAAUCUUGAGAAAAGGUUUGGUUCAAUCAUAUCUGGUGCUAUUCAAUCUAAGUUAUCUGCUAAAAAGGACACAUCUGGUGGAAUGGACUCUUCAGCAAAGAAGAAGCAAAAACAUGGUUCAUUUUCAUUUCUAGGUGGGAUGCAGACUCUCACCAAUGCAUUGUGCAAUGAACUUGGCAAAGAUGAACUUAAACUUCAAUCUAAGGUGCUGGAAAUUGCUUGUAGUUGCAGUGAGAUGUCUCCUCAAGAUAGCUGGUCAAUUUCUUAUGAAUUGAAUAACAAAAAGCUUUCCAGUGAGAAGUCCUUUGACGCAUUAAUAGUCACAGCCCCACUUUCUGAUGUUAAACAAAUGAAGAUUACCAAACGAGGAAGCCUGUUUCCCCUAGAUUUCAUUCCUGAGGUUAGUUAUUUACCAAUGUCUGUCAUAAUCACGACAUUUAAGAGGGAGAAUGUAAAGCGACCACUUGAAGGCUUUGGCGUUCUUAUACCCUCAAAAGAGCAACAAAAUGGUUUGAGAACACUUGGCACCCUCUUUACAUCGAUGAUGUUCCCAGAUCGGGCACCCUCUGAUGUUUAUCUCUACACUACAUUCAUUGGUGGAAGUAGAAAUCGGGAACUAGCGAAAGCUUCAAGUGAUGAAUUGAAGCAGAUAGCGACUUCUGAUCUCAGACAGCUAUUAGGUGCAGAGGGGGAACCUGCCUUUCUGAAUCAUUAUUAUUGGAGCAAAGCAUUUCCCUUGUAUGGGCUAAAUUAUGGUUCGGUCAUUCAAGCUAUUGACAAGAUGGAAAAAGACCUCCCAGGACUUUUUUACGCUGGAAACCACAAGGGAGGAUUAUCAGUUGGCAAAGCAAUCUCAACCGGCUGUCAAGCAGCUGAUCUUGUUAUGCAAUAUCUUAACUCUAGUUCUGAUGCUAAAGAGAAAUUGUGAUGAAGAGAUAUAUCCCUUGUUGGUACGAGAUACCGUGACUGCUGAAUAUCUGUACAGGAACGAGGUUCCACCCAGUGAACUACGAGUCGAUCUUUGGUAAAGCACGCUGUGUAUCAGUAGGCAAAACGGGUCACGGGCUGCAGUCGGGUCGAGCCCUGCCAAAAGGGACAGCUUGUGAUCGUCUAUCUAAAACUAUUCUACUUUAUGUGAUUAACAUUACUCUCUAGUACAUUUGCUAUAAUUCUUGAUCUAUUCAAGAAUUGUGGAAUGUAUCGAUUGUUGUAUGUUAGUAGACGACAAUGAUGUUAGUUUGGUGCUUUGUCUUUUAGCUUUUUGUCA
Salvia miltiorrhiza (redroot sage) is the source of this 1999-nucleotide messenger RNA. RefSeq names its product protoporphyrinogen oxidase, mitochondrial. The record is from RefSeq and is a predicted model, not a curated record. Gene Ontology annotation, biological process: heme biosynthetic process. Gene Ontology annotation, cellular component: mitochondrial inner membrane. The coding region runs from base 89 to 1660 and encodes 523 amino acids. Lineage: Eukaryota; Viridiplantae; Streptophyta; Magnoliopsida; Lamiales; Lamiaceae. Gene Ontology annotation, molecular function: protoporphyrinogen oxidase activity, oxygen as acceptor. The transcript is spliced from 19 exons.